AUGCCUGUCUUUAGUAGUAGUAAGAAAAAAACUGAUGAAUAUUGUUGUAAAGUAUUUACUAUGGAUGCUGAAUUACAGUUUACUAUUGAGGCAACAGCAAAAGGACAUACAUUGUUUUCUCUUGUUUGUCAAACAAUUGGUCUAAGAGAACAUUGGUAUUUUGGUCUAAAAUUUCUUGAUAAAAUCUCUAAUGAAUGGACAUGGUUACAAAUGAAUAGAACAAUACUUUCUCAACCAAUACAAAUUCAAUCAAAUAUAAUCUCAUCUAAAAGACCUGAAUCACCACAUUCAACAGAGAAUUUUAAACCUCAUCUUCUUCGUUCACCACCAACAUCACCAUCAACAUCAACAUUAAGUCUUCCAUUAUCAUCAGCUAGUAGUGGUCAACAAUCUAUGAAUAUUGUAGAAUUAUAUUUUGUUGUGAAAUUUUAUCCUGAAGAAAUCACUAAUGAACUUAUACAAGAUAUAACUCGACAUCUAUUUUAUCUUCAAGUUAAACAAGAUAUUCUUAAUAUGGAUAUUUAUUGUCCACCUGAUACAGCUGCUCAUCUUGCGUCACUUGCUCUUCAAGCAAAAUUUGGUGAUUAUGAUCAAAUAACUUCAUCAUCAGAACCUUUAAAUUUAGAAAGUGAAGCUUUAUUACCAUUAUCUUGUUUUCAAAAAGUUGAAUUAUCUCGUUCGGAUUGGUUUGAUCGUAUAAUAGCAUUAUGGCGUACACAUACAUCAUUAACACGAGAAGAAUCUGAAAUGGCUUAUUUAAAACAUGCACAAGAUUUAGAUAUGUUUGGUUUAUCAUUUUUUGAAAUAUCUAAAAUGCAAGGUGGAAAUAAAUCAAAUCUAUCAUCACAACAACAACAACAACAACAAUCUGAUCAAUCAUCUAUUGCAGCUGAACUUUGGCUUGGUAUUGAUUCAUUAGGAAUUCGUUUUUAUAAAAAAAAUAAAUUAAGACCAGAAGUUUUCUUUUCAUGGUCGGAUAUUAAAUCAGUUACAGCUCAUGAUAAAAAAGUUAUAUUAAAUAUGACCGGUGAAAAAAAUGCAACAUUUGCAUUUUAUUCUGCUAAAUCAUCUGUAAGCAAAGAGAUACUUGAUUUAGCAACUGGUAAUCAUGAAUUAUAUAUGAGACGUCGACGAGAACAAUCAAUUGAAAUACAACAAAUGAGAUAUUUUGAAGAACAACAACAAAAAGAAAAACAUCGUAUAUUUACACGAGAACGUCAAUUACGUUUACAAGCUGAAAAAGAACGUGAUGAAAUCGAACAUAAAUAUAAUGAAUAUCAACAACAAAUGAAAGAUAUACAUGAUACAUUGCUUAAAUAUCAAGAAGCUGCUGAAUUAUUAGCACGUAAAGCACAUAUAAGUAGUGAAGAAGCUCGAUUACAAGCUGAAAAAGCAUUAGAAAUUGAAUCCCAACUUGAACGAUGUAAAUAUGAAAUUAGUCGAAACGAAGAAGAAAAACGACUUUAUGCUCGACAAAUUAGUGAAUGUGAACAAAUUAUUUCUACAUUAGUAAAUGAUUCCGUAAAAAGUCGUAAAGAAGCAGAAGAAUUAAAAAUUGAAGUUGCAAAAUGGCGUGUAGCUGAAGCAGCUGCACGAGAAAAAUUACUUUCAAUUACACAACUUAAUCAAUCUAUUGCUGUUACAAAUGCUGCAGCACAAGCACAACAAAAUCUCGUACAAUCAUCAUCAUCACCAAGAGCAUUAUCUCCACCACCAUAUCGACCAAUUCUUAGAAAUCAAGACUCAAAUCAAACUGAUGAACGAGCUAUUUUAAUGGAAAAACAAUCUAAACAAGCACAAUUAGCAUUACAAUUAAAAGAUUUAAAAAAUGUUAUACAAUCAAAAAAAAUUGAAGAACGACAAACAUUUUUAGAUAAAGCCUAUGAACAAAAUUUAGCUGUUGGAGAUAAUAAAUAUUCAACUAUACAAAAAGCAAGUUCGGGUACAGCAUCAAAACGUAUGGCUAUGUUACAAGAUUUGUAA
Messenger RNA from Rotaria sp. Silwood1, 1983 nucleotides. The record is from the annotation of a GenBank genome assembly. NCBI's taxonomy places the organism in Eukaryota, Metazoa, Rotifera, Eurotatoria, Philodinida, Philodinidae.